CCAUCUCUCCAGUCUAAAAAAGUAAAUCUUAAAAAAAUAAAUAAAUAAGUGAGGUGGCUCCUAAGGGAUGACACCCAUGGCUGACCUCUUUACACAUACACACACACACACACACACACACACAUACACACACACACACACACACACGUGCAGACACAUACAAAAUUGGAAGUGUGUGCUGGGUGUGAUAGUGCAUACGUAUGCUCUCAGCCCCUUGAGACGCUCAGACAGGAGCACAAGGUUGAGAGCGGCUUAGGGUGUAUGCAGUGAGGUCCUGUCUCAAAAACACACCGUGAGCUAGGGUUUAGCCCAGUGUGGGACUUGAGGAAGAUGUGCAGGGCACUAGGCUUGAUUCCCAGGCUUGCAGCUAGAAGAAGGAAGGAAGAAAAUAUGGAAGGACGAUGUUUGUGCUAAGCUGGGUGUGGUGGGAAGGAAGGGUGGGGGAGAAGAAGGAAGGAGCAAGCUGCAUAGUGAGUUCAAGGCCAGCCAGGUAUAUGUGAGGCCCUGUUCCAAAAAUAAAACAAAAACAGAGCCCAAAAGAGGGUUCAACACGUAAAAGUGCUUGCUUGACGGUGUUACCCUUUGACCUCUGUGCCAUGGUGUGUAUGCCAUACUUAUACACAUGUCCCCCACACACUAGUUACUGAUGUCUAAUCCCAGCCUUGGGAGGCAGAAGCAGGAGGAUCAUUGCAAGCUCAAGGCUAAUCUGAAGCUCAGGGCUAACCUGGUAUAUGUAUAUAUGAGUUCCAAAGCCAGCCACGGUCCCAAAGUGAGACCUCAUCUCAAAAACCAGAGACUCAAGAGACAGAGAAACAAAGAAAACAAACAGAAUGUGUUUUUGUACAACUCUAGGCCUCUUGUAGUGGUGAUUCUGACCCAUUAACUGUUUCUGUAAUGUUGGUAUUGUUAGGUAGGAAGGUUAGUAGAGCUCCUAAAAACUUGGGGGUUGGGGAUUUAGCUCAGUGGUAGAGCGCUUACCUAGGAAGCGCAAGGCCCUGGGUUCGGUUCCCAGCUCCGAAAAAAAAAAAACCAAAAAAAAAAAAAAAAAAAAAACCUCUUAGAAUAUGUCGUGUAAGUGAAUGUGCUUCCUCUUUUUCUGUGAUGGUGACUUCUCCAUGUGUAAUGCUUCAAACUUCACCAGAGAGUGAGAGCUUUCUAGUUUCUUCAAGUCUGUGUGGCAGGCAAAUUAUUUCUGUUAGACCCUGUCAUUUGAGGAGCUUUGAAAACACAGUAUCUUUUCAGAUAGCGUUCCUUCUUGUCUGUGUUUCAUUUCACUUAAAAUGGUUUAUAAGUUGCUGUCUUAAGAUUUACGGCUUUUCCUCUCUCAUAUUACAUCCCACUGCAAUCUCCCCACCCCCUCCCAGUGCCUUCUCCACCUCUCCUCUUCCCCCAGUCCACUCCUCAGUCUCUUCAGAACAGGGCAGGUCUCCCAGGGUAUCAGCUAAGCAUGGCUGUCAAACUGCGACAAGACUAGGCACCUCCCCUCAUAUAAAGGCUGGAGGCGGCAGCCCAACAGGAGAAGAGUCCUAAGAGCAGGCCAGCCUCAGAGAUGUCCUCCUCCACUCCCACUUGGGAGCCCCACAGAAGACCAAGCUACACAGACAUCGCAUGUAUGCAGAGGGCCUGCCUGAGACCCAUACUGCUCCUUUUUCUUUAAUAGUUUAACCCGUUACUAUUUUCAUUUCUGAAAAUUGAGUUCUUCAGAAUUUUGAAAUGUCUUCUAUAUCUAUGCUUAACAUGUGUCUGUAUUUGUCUGAUAGCUGUUUGAUAUCUCUCUCCAAAAUACUUUAUUAUGGUCCAAGGGAUUAAUGCCAGGGCACGCCAGGCAAACACUCUACCAAUGGCCCCACCUUAAUUUUUUAUUUAUUUUAUGUAUAUGAGUGCUUUGACUGCAAAUAUGUCUGUGUACCAUAUAUGUCCUCAGUGCCCAUGGAAACCAGGGAACAGCAUUGGAUCCUUCGGAACUGGAAUUGUAGACAGUUAUAAACUACAAAGUGAGUGCUGGGAGUCAAAUCCAAGUUCUCUGGAAGAGCACCCAAUAAAUGCGCUUAACCUCUGAGCCACCCCUCUAGCCCAGAUCCUCAGCUUUCCCUUCAUACUUGACUCCUCCACGCGGUCGCUGUGUCUAUUGUGAGGUUAGGGCUAGGGUUAGAAUUAGGGUGUAGGGGUUGGGGAUUUAGCUCAGUGGUAGAGCGCUUGCCUAGCAAGCGCAAGGCCCUGGGUUCUGUCCCCAGCUCCGAAAAAAAGAAAAGGAAAAAAAAAAAAAAAGAAUUAGGGUGUGAGCUGUCCCUGGCCUGGGUGGAGCCUGAUGUAGUCCACUCCUCUGCUGACUUGGUGAUGUCCUCAAGUCUGUACUGCUAAUGCUGAGCUUCUGGGGCUCUGUCUACCCGCUGCUGCCCGUCUUUGCGUAUCGUUCUGUGUGCUCAGUCUUGGGGAUUCUAGCCUUGGCCUCCUUGCUUCCUCACUUCAAGGUGACUGCCAGGCCUGGGAUUUCUUCUCUCUUUUUGCAACUUAGAAACUGUCCAGACGGUUCUAACAUUGAGAAGUCGGUGAAAGACCUCCAGCGCUGCACUGUGUCCCUGGCACGGUACCGAGUUGUCGUCAAAGAGGAGAUGGACGCGUCCAUCAAGAAAAUGAAGCAAGCCUUUGCCGAAUUGCAAAGCUGUUUAAUGGAUCGAGAAGUGGCACUGCUGGCUGAGAUGGAUAAAGUGAAAGCUGAAGCAAUGGAAAUCUUGCUCAGCCGGCAGAAGAAAGCAGAGCUCCUCAAGAAGAUGACCGAUGUGGCCGUCCGGAUGUCAGAGGAGCAGCUGGUCGAACUCAGGGCUGAUAUCAAGCACUUCGUUAGUGAGCGUAAAUACGAUGAAGACCUUGGGAGAGUAGCCCGGUUCACCUGUGACGUAGAGACUCUGAAGCAGAGUAUUGAUUCCUUCGGACAAGUGUCUCAUCCGAAGAACAGCUACUCAACCCGGUCUCGGUGCAGCUCGCUGCUGCCGGUGUCCUGCAGUGGCUCGACCCGGUCACGGUGCAGCUCACUGCUGCCCGUGUCCUGCAGUGGCCCAAGUGACGUCUCUGCUGCUUCCUCCGCCCCUGACGCCUCUGCGCCCAGCCUCCCAGGUGCUAACAAGAGAAACUCUGCCCCAAGAGAGGCUUCUGCAGCCAUGACGAACUCCAGUGACCGGCCCUGCCAGGCUCAUCGGGAGGUGUUUUCAGGCAACAGGAGAGGAGGACAAGGCUACAGGCCACAAAACCAAAAGACCACUGACCCCCCAAACCAAGGGCGGCAUGACAAUGCGGGUCGCUACAGGAACAGCUCGUGGUACUCAUCUGGGCCCAGGCAUCAGGCUGUUCCGCCUCAAGCCCCAGGAAGCGCUGGCGAGUGGAGCCGCCCUUACUCUGCGGGGACCAAUGGAACUGGAGCCAGCUCGGAGCCAAGCCCACCCAAGCCUUCAUUCAAAAAGGGGCUCCCACAGCGCAAACCAAGGGCCUCCCAGGCUGAAGCUGCGAACUCUUGAGGGGGAUUCCAGUUGCCUCUCUUCUCUCCUAUCCAGUUCAACCUAAUAACUGGACUUUAGGAAAUGUAUACUUAGAUUUAAUAACAAAAAGAAAUUUAUGCAUAUCUCUUUGGGCCAUCCUAAAUAUUUUUGAUUUCUACUCUCAUUUUUUGAACGAAAGCUGUUUUCCCUUGGCCUUUCCUAGUGAUAAUGGACUGACUCUGGUUGGUCGUUUUCACCAGGAAGCAGGGCAACUGUUGCCAGCUUCCCAAAGGCGAGCAGCCUUCUUCCCAGUGCACCCACCCUCCACGGCCUGCCACGGAGGCUCUCAGGAGGAACAGUGGUCCGUCGGAAGCAGGUGCCACACGUGCCUGCCAGGCUCCCACUAGUUGACAGUGGGAGUGGGAGUAGGAAUGAGGGACUUUAUACUGUACUGGGUCUGCCGGAAAAGGGAAAUACGUGUUAGUUCCUGCAACAGAGAGCACGGGGAGCAUCUGAGCCUGCCUCGGUCUGGUGCCCGAGAUCUGACACUCGAGUCAGGGUUUCCGUCCGUACUUAACCUGCAGUUCCUUCCAAAUGCCCAAAGCCUUGUUUCCCAGUCUGAGGAAGUCUAUGGGAAAGUAGCAUUUUAAGUUUUUUUAAAGAAAAGGUUUUCUUUGUUUCAGUGUUGGAGAUUUUUUGUUGCUCUCCCCUCUCCUGAAUCCUGUUAUGAACCAAGUUUAUCUGAUAUAAUUAGUGUUCAUCUAAGGUGUUACUCGCCACGGUUGCUGCGGUCAUCUUGAAGUGAAUAAAUAAAGGCUAGUGCCUCACGUGA
This is a messenger RNA of Rattus norvegicus (Norway rat), 4305 nucleotides long. Lineage: Eukaryota; Metazoa; Chordata; Mammalia; Rodentia; Muridae. The record is from RefSeq and is a predicted model, not a curated record.